AUUUUUUCAAUUGGAUCAUAUGAAGGUGUAAAUAAACGAACAAUAAAUUUUACCAUAUUUCCGAAUAUAUUAGCCAGUCGGAAACGAUAUAUACCACGUCAGGAUGGCGCAGUGCUUAAUUCGCUAAGAAAAUGGCAUUGAAAAUAGUUACAUUUUCGCUUUUCUUCCUAUCUUUGUCGGCUGGUGCAUGGUGUGCAAGUAACACGACCAUAACAUUGAAAUGUAACCGUUCAACUAAACUUCUAUCACCUAAUUGGCCUUCUUACUAUGAUAAUGGAUCUGCCGGUCGAUAUAUAAUUCAGGCCCCUGCAUUCACUCAGAUAACUGCCAAAUGUAGCAUAGACAUGUUUGAUCCAUCGCCCAAUCAAGCCUGUGCAUCGGAACGAUUUUAUGUAUUUACUGGCGGAAGUUUUGACUAUUCAACAGCUGAAGUGUUAUGUGGUAUUCAAGAGUUCACUCGUAUAUCAACAGACAACCAGUUGAGGAUGGCUUAUGUAAGCGUACGCUACAGCGGAAAAUUUAGUUGUGAUCUGAUCGCUAAACCGAUUUCCCUAAUUACAAUUCUCACGUAGAAUGUACCUCUCUAGGUAUGAUGCAAUUACGGAUUAUAUUUUACAUAUGGAAACGACCUAAGCACAUUACUACCGGACAAGAUGUUAUCCUGUAGCAAGUAGAAAUAAAAUAUUUCUUCAGCUUUUAUUA
Molecule: messenger RNA, 702 nt
Organism: Bradysia coprophila
Lineage: Eukaryota; Metazoa; Arthropoda; Insecta; Diptera; Sciaridae
Source: RefSeq, a predicted model, not a curated record